GGUCAAAAGGAAAAUCUGUGUCAGAUAAAACUGCAUCAGGCAUCCGGCCUCAGAUGAAAAGCAGUCAGAGUCAGGUAUCAGACAUCAGAUGGAAAGGCAUUCAGAUCUCAAGAAAACCUUUGUCAGAAAAAGCGAAAAGGCCUCAGAUGAAAAGCUGUCAGAUAGCCUACAGCAGAGCAGAAAACUGGGAAACCUUUCAGGAUGUCUGAUAACCUUGUUGGAACAGUUGGACCUCACACUAUCUACGUCUCUAGUCUGAAGAAUCUUUUCGAGGACGCAUAUUCAGAUGAGGUGAUCGAUUCUUUCCUUUUUCUGCUCUGCAAGGACUCUCCAGGUACCAUUCAUGUAUCAAGCCACAUAAUGACCAAAAUCUCGGAGGGUUCUUCUAGAGCCAGAAACACCUACUUUUUGAAGAUGAACAUCUUCCAGAAGUAUGUCGUGGGAGCCAUGCUGGAGAACAGCAACCAUUGGACUCUUUUCUAUGCAGGCAUAGAACGGAGAAUUGUAGUUUAUAUGAACUCCCUUGGAGAGUCCAAAGCCAAGGAACAGGAUAUCCUGAACAACUGGAGCUCAUUUGCUGCAGCGAGGGGCUGUGAUGGGCCCUGGGAGAUUGUUAAUGUCCAGCAUCCAAUGCAGACAGAUGGACACUCUUGUGGUGUCCAUGUCAUUCUGUAUGCACAAGCGCUCUUACAUGGUGGGGCAGUUGAGCAGGGCAUUGUGAAGGACUUUAGAUGGGAGAUGUCCGAAAUACGAGCACAGCUGUGCCAUGAUCUUUUCAGGUCAUUAGACAGGACACAAAAGUGCAGCGACUGCUGGCGGUUAAUGCGAUCUGAAACAAAGGUCAAGUGUGAUGGCUGUGCUGCCUACAGGCAUGCACGCUGUGCAAAAAAAGUGUGUCCUAUCUGCGUCUAUUGUAUAGAGAUCAGAAAGAAUUUAGCAGACAAGGGACAGAUUUUUGGGAGUAUAUGGGGAGAAGACAUGGAAGAAGAAGGAAGGAAAGGAAGGAGGAAGGAAGAUAUGUUAGAAGAUGAAGGGGGAGAAGAUCAGGGAAAGGGAAACCUUGAGGAAAGUCACAGCAAGGACAAAGAUCAGGGAAGGGUCCAGGAAAAGGAGGAAGAAGAACAGGGACAGGUCCAGGAAAAGGAGGAAGACCAGAGACUGGCCCAGGAAAAGGAGGAGCAAGGCGUUAUUGCAGUCCCUGGUCGCCUAGCGGUCACAGGGGCCAAACAUUUUUUUUACAAAAUGACUCCGGAGGAAAUUCAGAGAAGAAUUAAGGGUGAAAACAUGUCAGUCAAUGUCUUCAGGAGUCUUAUUGGGACAGACUCUGAUGAAGAUGAUUGA
Messenger RNA from Alosa sapidissima (American shad), 1341 nucleotides. RefSeq lists its product as uncharacterized. Gene Ontology annotation, molecular function: cysteine-type peptidase activity. Bases 202 to 1341 code for a protein of 379 amino acids. NCBI's taxonomy places the organism in Eukaryota, Metazoa, Chordata, Actinopteri, Clupeiformes, Clupeidae. The transcript is spliced from 13 exons. Gene Ontology annotation, biological process: proteolysis. The record is from RefSeq and is a predicted model, not a curated record.